Telopea speciosissima is the source of this 1033-nucleotide messenger RNA. Its product is annotated as peptidyl-prolyl cis-trans isomerase FKBP16-3, chloroplastic. The transcript has 7 exons. Gene Ontology annotation, molecular function: peptidyl-prolyl cis-trans isomerase activity. The record is from RefSeq and is a predicted model, not a curated record. The coding region runs from base 16 to 780 and encodes 254 amino acids. NCBI's taxonomy places the organism in Eukaryota, Viridiplantae, Streptophyta, Magnoliopsida, Proteales, Proteaceae.
UUUGGUCUUAAGAUAAUGUGUAUAGUGCUAGACUUUCGUUAUCCGCUUGAAGCGAAACGUUGCGCGCUCUUUCAGCCGAGUUCGAAAUGGCUUCUUCGUCUAUUCUUCUUCCGUUUGGUAAGUUCUGUAUUUGGUAGAGGGGCUUCUGCCAAUCGUCAAAGUAUAUCUAGAAACAGAAGCCAAAACCUUACAGUGCAAUACUCAGCUUCAAGGGAUAGAGUUAGACCUGGAGGUUCAAGUGAAUAUGAAGAUGACUUCACUCUAAUUAAUCGUAGGACUAUGAUUGGGUUAAUCUUCGGGAUUUCUAGGCUUGCAGUCUCAUUCGAUGCUGGGGCUGCAGGGCUCCCUCCCGAGCAAAUGCCAAGAUUAUGUGAUGAUGCGUGCAAGGAGAAACUAGAAAAUGUACCUAUGAUAACUACAGAGUCCGGCUUGCAGUACAAGGAUAUUAAAGUUGGCAUUGGUCCUAGUCCGCCUGUUGGUUUUCAGGUCGCUGCAAAUUAUGUUGCCAUGGUGCCCUCUGGACAAAUAUUUGAUAGUUCUUUGGAAAAAGGUCGACCUUAUAUAUUUCGCGUUGGCUCCGAACAGGUAAUCAAAGGACUUGACGAAGGGAUCCUAACCAUGAAAAUUGGAGGGAAACGCAGGCUCUACAUUCCGGGAUCUUUGGCAUUCCCAAAAGGGCUUAAUUCAGCUCCAGGAAGGCCAAGGGUUGCUCCAAAUAGUCCAGUUGUUUUUGAUGUGAGUUUGGAAUAUAUACCGGGUCUUGAACUGGACGAAGAGUAAGGUGAUUUACCUCUCCAUUUUACUUUCUUGGUCUUCACCCACCUCUUUGCUUACUGGAGCUUGAUCAUAAGGCUUCCCAUUAUUCUUUUCUUCUUUUAUGGUGUUUUUUUUUUUUUUUAUGAGUGGGACUGUUUCCUUCUUGCUUGUAUUUAGGAUUUGGAUUUAAGGUUCAGUUUCCUCUCUCAGGUUGCACUUGGUUUUAUUCUUUCAAUAAAAUUUCAUGAGAUUAAGGUCCUGGAUAAUAUUCUAUGAA